UGUGGCUCCGAGCCUGGUUCACGCUGCUCUCUGCGUUGCACGUUUCUUCACAGUUGCAUGCCAUGAAUCUGAGUGUCCAACAUAUCUCUGCUGGUCGUUACUCAUCUGUUUUACUGGAAGGAUACGGUGGCAGUGAGCUCCCAAAUAAAUCGAUGAUUAAGUGGUCACUUGUCGUACGUGACCGGAUUCCCUUGAUGGUGCUUCAUGUCAUUGGAUCACCUGAUAUCCGUUACAGUGACUAUUACAUCCAUCGAAUAAAUUACAACACAAGGAGUGGCUCUCUCACAUUGAACAAUAUAGAUCUGGAUGACCGUGGCAUUUAUGAAAAUACCAUAACAACAUAUGGUGAAACUGUGCAGAAAUCUUUCCAUAUAAAAAUUCUGGAUGUCAGAGAUGUUUUGAUAGCACCGGUGAUAAUACAGAAUCCCAAAAAUGCAGUGAGAAUUGCUCAACUCACCUGUGUUGCAAAUAGUUGGGAUACAGACAGAAUUUUGUGGUAUAAAGGUAGCAAACUGCUUGAAAAUGAUGAGAUUUACUCAAUGUCGACUGACAACAGAACAUUGACAAUAAAAACUGAUCAAAUCGCAAACUGUGAGUUGUUCACCUGUGUGAUAGAAAACAAAGUCAGCCAGAGCAAGAACUCUCAUGUCCUCGUCAUUAACGGAUUGCUGUUGCUCCAUCGGUACACUUUCAUCACAUCCAUAGUUGCUCUGGUGAGCACGUCAACAUCUUUUGCUGCAUCAAUCUUCAUCAUCUUUUUUGCCCUGGGAACUUACAGAGUUCACAAGCGGCACGUACAGCUCACUGCUGUUUUUAUGUUCUUCCAGCUGCUCUCCUUCAUCUCUCUGCUGACUGCAGCCCUCUUCUGUGUUUUUGAUCCAGAUUUCUCCAUCCCAUACAAGAUUAUCGACGGGCUUGGGCUUUUUCUGGUGAUAGCUAUGAUAAUUUAUAUUCUCGUGCUUUACCUGCAUCCUGAAACUAAGCUCCAAAGAUCAUUCUUGAUAAAGACCAAUCAUCGUUAUUUUUUCCUGGUGUAUGGGGGCUUAUCAGUGGUUAUUUCCGCAGCACCAAUUUACAGAGGACACAACAACAUUAAAGCAUGCCAGUAUCCCAUAAGCCAAACAUCAGGAAGUGCUACCUCUGCAGCAGUGGCCUAUGUAUUUAUUUUAGGAUUAAUAUUCAUCCUGUUUAUUAAAUACAUGAAGUCCUGGAAUCAAGUUCAGAGACUGAGCAGGUUGUCAUCGAGAUGAUUUCUUAUGCUCUAAAACCCUGUGUGCUGUUGUGAGUUCGUCUGUAAACUCGUGGAUGGCUCUCUCCCCUGUAUCAAGAUGAGUAAAAUCGGCCUUUAUGACGACACCAGCUUUACUAUAAAAAAGACCAGGACUUUGUGGACAAUAUACCCAUCCUUGCGACUGAGAUCUUCAUCGGUGCUGCCACUCAAUCUAAGUUGAUGGCCAGCACAGGGUGGUGUAUACAGAGGAAAACUUCCAGGGGAAGUUCGUGGUGUUUGGACUCGGAGACCAUGGGUGUCUGGGCGAGCUGAUCGAAAGAUUCGCUGUAUGCAGCUGGUGAGGAGGUUUCGAAGGACUCAGACACAAACCCACAGCAUUGAGGAAACAGUGGUCUAAGGAAAGACGGCUUCAACAGCCUCAUCUCUUCCCACAAGGCGUGUGGAUCCCGUACCAGGACUUCAAACUGUCCGUGCAGUGACUCAUCGCCUUCAAGGGGGAGCAAUGGUGCAGCUAUGUCGCUCAGCUGGAACGACAAGCCAUCUUCAAUCAAGGCCUUGCUGAAGAGUGACUUCAAGGUUUGAGGUGGCUAUGUACUGGUGUCCCGCCUUCAGCCAGAGCUCCCUAACCCCAGUGCCGAGGAGAGGAUCCAGACCAUCAA
This is a messenger RNA of Mobula hypostoma (lesser devil ray), 1890 nucleotides long. RefSeq lists its product as uncharacterized. NCBI's taxonomy places the organism in Eukaryota, Metazoa, Chordata, Chondrichthyes, Myliobatiformes, Myliobatidae. The transcript is spliced from 10 exons. The record is from RefSeq and is a predicted model, not a curated record. Bases 63 to 1250 code for a protein of 395 amino acids.